Cygnus atratus (black swan) is the source of this 2168-nucleotide messenger RNA. RefSeq names its product putative selection and upkeep of intraepithelial T-cells protein 1 homolog. The transcript is spliced from 11 exons. Lineage: Eukaryota; Metazoa; Chordata; Aves; Anseriformes; Anatidae. Gene Ontology annotation, molecular function: protein binding. The record is from RefSeq and is a predicted model, not a curated record. The coding region runs from base 228 to 1811 and encodes 527 amino acids.
UGCUCAGAAAGUAGGAAGCAGAGGGCGAUUUUAGUGAGCUGGGGAAGCUGGCAGGAGCCUGCUUAUGCCCUCACAGCCACUGGGGUUUUCUGACCCACCCCACGCCCCCUUCUUAGCCCCCAGCAAGCUGCAAGGGGGGCAGGGCUGCAGUCCCAAGCGGCGAUGCUUCCUCCACCCCGGGGAGCAGCGGUCUGGAUGGGUUCAGGAGAGUGAAGGUGGAUGUGAAGAUGUUGGUUUCCUCCUGCCUCCUUUGCAGCAGCUCUGUCCUGGUUUGUGCCACAAUUUUCUUUGGUUUUCAUGUUCGCAAGCUGGAUUGUGCCCAGUUCCAAGUCCUGGGGUCUGAUCACCCCAUCACGGCCACCAUGGGAGGGGACGUCGUGUUGCCCUGUCACCUCUCCCCCAGGAUGAACGCCGAGCACAUGGAGGUGAGGUGGUUCCGCUCCCGGUUUUCCAUCUAUGUGCACCUCUACCACAGAGGGCAGGACCACUUCUCCUCCCAGAUGCCCGAAUACCAGGGGAGGACAGAGUUUUUGAAAGGGGGUGUCUCCGAUGGAAACGUUUCCUUGCGGAUCCUCAGGACCAGGCUGAGCGAUGAGGGACAGUACCAGUGUCUCAUUAAAGAUGGGAAUUUUUAUGAAGAAGCCACUCUGGAGCUGAAAAUAGCAGUUUCAGGUUCCAGCCCACUUUUGUCCGUGGAGGAUUACCAAGAUGGGGGAAUCCGCGUGGGAUGCCGAGCAGCCGGCUGGUACCCAAAGCCUGAGAUGCUGUGGAGAGAUUUCCAGGGGCAGCAGCUUCCUUCCUUUACCGAAUCUGCCUCCCAAGACAAGAACGGCUUCUUCCAGGUGGAAAAGACCAUCAUCAUCCACAAAAACUCAAAGCAAAAUGUGUCCUGUUCUGUCCAGAACACUCGACUUCCCCAGGAGAAGGACUCCUCAAUUUACAUAUCAGAUGCCAUUUUCCCAAAGGUCUCUCCCUGGAUGGUAACUCUCUUUGCUACCCUGGCCGGCUGGUUGUCUUUGCUGAUUUUCUUCCUAGUGUUAAUUUAUCGGCUACGAGCCAAACACGCCACAGAACUUGAGAAACGCAGUGCAGAAAUCCGGGAACGUGAUAUGGAAAUACAGAAACAUGCUGCAGAACUGCGGUGGAGAAAUGCUAUUGUCCCAGUGGAAGAAGUACACGUCACUCUGGACGCGGACACGGCGCACCCCCAGCUCAUCCUCUCCACGGAUGGGAAGAAGGUGCGGCGAGGAGACACGCGGCAACCCAUGCCUGACAAUCCUGAGAGAUACGACACCUACCACUGUGUCCUGGGCCAGGAGGGAUUUGUCUCGGGGAGAUGCUUCUGGGAGGUGGACGUGGGGACGGAGGAAGGGGGGGUCUGGGCAAUGGGGGUGGCCAGGGAGUCCAUGAAUAGGAAGGGGUGGAUCAACCCCGCUCCGCAGGAUGGUAUCUUGGCUCUUUUCCACUGCGGGGGCAAGUACUGGGCUCUGACCUCUCCUGACCACACAGCUCUCCACCUCACCCAGGUGCCCCGGAUGAUUAGGGUUUACUUGGACUUUGAGGGACAGAAAGUAGCCUUUUUCAAUGCUGACAACCAAGACCUGCUCUUUAGUUUCCCGCUGGCCCCAUUGAGUGGGGAGAAGAUCCGUCCCUGGUUCCGCGUGGGACCAAUUGCCCAACUCAGCCUGAAGUCACCUCUUCCAGUCCCGCAUGUCCCCAGCAUGGAGGAAGCUCUGCUCCCUUCAUGUUUCCCUUUGAAGAGCCUCUCCACAGGGCAAAAGACUCCAUGCACACCAGAGGGCAGGGCAUGACCAAGGCUGUGAAAUCCCUGCUGUUGUCUAUAAGUGUCCAAGACUCUUCCAGUUGCAUCGUGCUACUGUGGCGGCCCAAGACUCUUCCAUCUGUGAUUGCACCUCUCCAUCCACCUCAGCAGAACUACCUCAGCUCCUGCUGUGCAUAGUGACAGUAGCUAAGGGGUUUUCUGCUCCUAAGUUGACGUCCCCAAGCCAGCUGCUUGCGCCCAGAAAUUCUCGUUUGCAACCCUCGGCUAUGCAUGGAUGCUAAACCAACAAGGGUGCUGGCACCCACCUGAUGUAUGGAAGGAAAACCCCACCAUGCCAAUGGCAGGUUGUGAGGCUGAGAAGAAGGAGCUGUGCACCUCCACCCUC